CAGCGGACUAUCGACUUCCCCACUGAAUCUUCGACGAAUGGAACUUAUUAACUCAACAUGUAAUUGAAGCUCUAUCCGUCGACGAUUUCAAAAAGAGAGUUGAGUCAACUGAGAGAUCAUAAUUGUCAGGGCUGACACAGGUCACCUUGCCUUCAAUCCUUACCAAACAGAAACUGAAAUGUUCUUGAUUCCUUUGUCAUUUUAGCGGGUAGAUUGGUUAGUUGCGUUGUUGCGUUGCGUGCACCUAUGUGCAAGUAUUUCCUAGCUUAUUAUGUAUUUUGUUUCGCCAUCUCUGUGUCUCCAUUACUAUCAGAAGAAGGCACCAAAUACAGCCUUUUUAUCGAGGAACGUGCGGUUCUUGAUAAGUUGAAUGAUGCUGGAGUUAAUGUAUUUUCAAAGUCUGGUCAGAAGUUCUCCUGUUCAUGGGGUACAGACAGUGGUGCAGAACCUAAUAACGCCACUUCACAAUUGUCUAGCAGCGUCGUACAUUCACUGCUGUCCAUGUUUAGUGGGUUUGAUUGUCUAAGAGUGAAAAAAGGUUGGUGGACAUACGAGUUUUGUUUCCGAAAGUAUGUUGUUCAGUAUCACGAUGGAUCUAAGGAAACAUCUAAAACUUUACUCGGGAUUUUUGAGUCGGAUUUCGACUGGGACAAUUCUACAGAGAAACCCAAAUACCAUAGCCAGUUUUAUUCAAAUGGAAGUAUAUGUGACUUGACAAAUAUGCCUCGGCUAGUAGAAGUGCAGUUUGUCUGUACUGAUUCACGAACGUUUCAUAUUUUAUCAGUUGAAGAACCUGAAUCCUGUAUCUAUCUGUUAAAAAUAUCAACUCCAAGUUUAUGCGGAAAUUCACAUUUCGCCGCUCAGUUCUCAACCAAGCCACAUGGUAUUACUUGUCACCCAACUCUCAGCGGACCAGAUUACUAUCGCUAUGAUGCUCUAAAUAAAGCAAGAAAUCCAGUUCUUCAGUCGUCCGUAUCUAAUAUGAGUUUGCCUUCGAAGCGUCUAUUAACCUACAAAAAUAUGUAUGAUAAAAUUCAUAACAACCGACGCAGGCGCAAAUUAAAAUCUCUCAAGCGCUCGACGGGAAAGUUCCUUAGAUCUUUGAAAAGAUUAUCAGCUCUCUACAAAAAGCAAAACCUUAAAUCUUCAUGGAGUUUUCAUCCUGUAUCUUUGUUCCCCACAAAAGCAACCAGUUUAUACAAACUAUGGCUCCAUAUCGGUUCGCUUACUAAUGAUCUCUCAAAUUUUACAUCUGUUCUAUUAAGAAGGAAUGAAAUAUCUCACCAUCAUGUCCCUUUGGAUAUUGUGAAGGUAGCCAUCAUUGUAACUAAGAGCGUUAUUAUGGAAGUAGAGAGCUAUAGAAAAUCCCUCAAUACGUUUCUUACUGCUCCUAUGCAAACAGUGGGAAUGAUGCAUUUAUUUAAUCUUAGUGAUGUCCACGAGUCCAUCAGUCGUAUUUGGCAUGAACUCUUUAGCUGUACAGAUCCUAAUGAGGCUCACACAAUGUUAUCCACUGUGAUCCGUGCUUACAAAAAACAUAACUUAGAUAUUCCAACUGUUGAAGAUACACCUUUUACCCGUCUGCCUACCGAAUGGAAAAAUAAUGCAAAAUCUGCAUACCUAAAGUAUAAAUUAGACUUCGCAUUUUCAAGUAAUAAAGACAACAACAAUAUUGAAUUCUCACAGUACAAUGAAAAGGUGUUGUAUGAUCCUCUAAGUUAUGAAGAGUACUCGAAAUUGUUUGGUGUAAUUAAAAAUUUUCUAGAUUUUACUGAUCUCUUCCUGGAGACUUCGAAUUUAUAUGUCAAGAUACUUUUCUUUCUUCACAAGAAAAUAGAGCUUAGUCAAAAUAUAGAAACCCGACUGAAACAAACAUUUUCCAAUAUACUUACUGAUUCAAAUGUCAAUUUUGUUGUGAUACAAGGUGGUAAUCGUAUUAUGAAAGAUAAAUAUAAUCAAGUUGCUUCAGAUCAAUUGGAUCGCAAUCUUUUGCCAUCUCUUAAACAACGGGAUAUUAUAGACAUUAUGCAAAAAGUCGUAGCUGACUUAAAUCCAGAAAUAUCAGACGAAGUGGAUAUAGUUGAAAAACCAGGAAAUCAAGGGGAUUUAUCUGCAUAUUACAUUAUGCCUGGUGGACAUAGAAAGAAGGAGGAGAAACGUGUCAGGAAACUUGAACAAAAUUAUCACUUUACUUUCCACUGAAUAAAAGAAAUAUAGUAACAUUGAUUUAUGGCAUAAAAUUGUAUCUCAUCAAUAAUCUUUUAGCCACCAAUACUCUUUCAAUCUAUUUUUCCCAGUUUGUUUUUUUCCUGUAUAAUAUAAUAUUUACAUUUGUUGGGUCAGUUUUUAAUACUAUAUGCUACUGUUGUUGCUAACAGUUAAUCUGAAUGUGGAUUUAUGUUGACUUCUUUUUUUUAAAAUUUGUUGUAUUUUCUUUGUCAUACAAAUACAUUCUUCCUCCUUAAUAAUCUCGUCGUAUUCGUCUCAAUUUUCUUUUCCAAGCUCAUCAAUCAUCACAACUCUCAGUUGGCCAUUUUCUUCAAAUGAUAUAUUCCUAUUAGUGCAUCUAUCAUUUGUAUGUGUGAAUAUGUAUGGUCUCUGUGAAAUGUUGAGUUCAAUGUCCUUUCCUAAGAACUAUCAUUAUUUUUUUGAAAACUUAAUCAAUAUACUGUUCAAAACAUUGUAUUUUUUCUCAACCAAGUAAUGAAGUAAAUUUAUAUAUCUAAUCAGAUUCAUUCACUUUUUCACUAAGCAGCAUUCUAACUAGUGUUCCUGGUUAACGACCACUAUAGACCUAACCGACUCGUGCUUAAUUUAGUACUGUAGUAAUAUGCAUUCGAUAAAUUACUGUUUUGUGUUUACUAUAAUAUAAACCUGUUUGUAAGAUUAUAGCUUUGUACUUCAGUCUGUAUAUAGUUUCGUUCAUACUCUAUCAAUUUGAUGCAAUAUUGAGUACAUACAAAAACUUAGGAAUGUUUUAAUUGUGAAAAUGACUACUUCUUUGUUGAUUAUGUGUGUAAAGUAAGUGCAAUCCACUUAUUAAUUUAUUUUUGCGGCAGAGCUAUGAUGGUUGUCGCCAAUUCAGGCUAGACUAUUG
Molecule: messenger RNA, 3097 nt
Organism: Schistosoma rodhaini
Lineage: Eukaryota; Metazoa; Platyhelminthes; Trematoda; Strigeidida; Schistosomatidae
Source: the annotation of a GenBank genome assembly